This is a messenger RNA of Cladophialophora psammophila CBS 110553, 2166 nucleotides long. RefSeq lists its product as uncharacterized. Gene Ontology annotation, biological process: regulation of DNA-templated transcription. Bases 1 to 2166 code for a protein of 721 amino acids. NCBI's taxonomy places the organism in Eukaryota, Fungi, Ascomycota, Eurotiomycetes, Chaetothyriales, Herpotrichiellaceae. Gene Ontology annotation, molecular function: DNA-binding transcription factor activity, RNA polymerase II-specific; zinc ion binding. The record is from RefSeq and is a predicted model, not a curated record. The transcript is spliced from 3 exons.
AUGGCCUCCCUCUCCCAGCAGGGCUCUUACUCGUCCUCUCAGCCGCAGGACGCAAACAAUGCCUACAAAUACGAAGAUCCCACCGCAUACCAGAUUCCUUCCGGUUACCCAACAAACCAAUUCGAGGUCCCUCUGCCCGUAACGCGUGCGGAACCAGAAUCGCAAGCUAGAGAAACACCAAAGCCACAAUCCUCAGCUUCGUCAGAGCCCAAAGUUCGCCUCAGGAAGGCCUGCGAUAGUUGCAGUGUGAGAAAGGUCAAGUGCGACGAGACCGGUCCUCCUUGCAAAUCGUGCGCCGCCCUUGACAUCCCCUGCACCUUUGAUCGUCCUAGUCGUCGGCGCGGUCCCCCCAACCGACAUGCCGAAGCCAUCAAGAGACAGAAGCUCGAGGGCGGGAACUUCGACGGCUCGCGAAGCUCUCCAACCCAUGAUGCCGCCUACAGCCUUGCUGCCCUGGCGGCGCCGACUCCGUUGUCUGCCGAGUCAAUAUGCGAUCUACCUGCCUUAAAAAUCCUCCUAGACGAUUAUUUUACGUAUAUUCACCCGUUAAUACCUCUUCCGCACGAACCCACAUUUCGAAGAUCGUUUGAGGCUAGAGAGGACAGGACAAAUCACAACUUCCUAGCGCUCAUUGCGGCCAUGGUAGAAUGCCUCGUGGCCAGUUUCCCCAGGCGACCCAGACAACUCUUUACCACGGAACCGGGAAAGUCGCAAUUUCCCAAUGCGGGAGCUCUCAUCGAUCGAUGCCACCAAGUCUUCGUCGAGGCUCGCGGCCUUGGUUAUAUGGAUCGUCCAAUGAACCUGUACGACGGCAUUGCGAGCUAUCUGACUGGCUUGGCCGCCGGUUAUGUCCUAGACAUUCCACGCAUGCGACUCUAUCUCGGCGAGUGUACUAUUAUCAUGCGGGAAUUGCAAUUCCAUCGGCCGGAGAUCCAUCGGCCUGGUGCGCCUCCAGCAGUACCAUAUGGCCCUGCUGAUGUGCCUCGACCCCCGAUUGUCGACUACAUCUACCAGGAAUCGGGUCGCCGGCUUUUCUGGCUGCUUUUCGUGGGUGCCAUGUCGGCCCGACAGCUUGACGAAGCCGAGGGUGAUUUGUUGAUGCCUCCCGUAUCCCAUGCAGAAAUGCUCCCACCGCUGCCGGUCGAGGUAGAUGAUGAGUACAUCACUGAAACGCAGAUAUUCCCUCAACCUCGAGGGGUUGUCUCGGAAAUGGUCGGGUUUAACCUCAACGUCAAAGUUUUUAGGGCCUUUCACUUCUUGGCUGCCCUUGAAAUGGCGUUUGGUGCAAACAACGUCUAUGACUGGGAUCGUCAACGGCAAAUCAUUCGCCGCGCUCUUCAGAAUGUCAAGGAUGCGACGCGAGAUGCACCUAAAGAAUUGCAGCUAAAUCCGGCCAACGGAUUUGGGGAGUGGCCACCUACGCAAGCCGAUAUAUCGGCGUAUUCCCACCUCUUCAAUGAUCGCGAAGGAAGUGAGGGCGAUACACACGCGACGCCUGGUAGUGUCCGCGGGUCAUUUUCGGUGCCAUCCAAGAGAGCGAUUCAAUUUGAGAUCCAAAAAGCCAAUAUCUAUGCCACGCAACUGUCGUCCAGGUCUUAUCUGGUUGAGAGAUUCUGGAAUCUUUAUGAAAUAGUCGACCGCGACAAAUUGACCUUUCCCUCGGAUAAGUCGGUGACAAGCUCGUCCCCAACGGCAGGGAUUGUGACGACGGGUAUGGAGCACAGCUAUCGCCAAAUUGUAGGUCGUACGCCCAGCGACAGCAUGAUGGAUACUGGAGAACAAAUGAUGGCUGUUGAACGAGAAGACAUUGUGAGAGACAUGGCCCUCCUUCUCAAGAGCAUUAACCAGGUCAACAUGGAGCCUAAUGGGAUGAGUUUCUGCAACAAGAUCCGAACCGUCGCGUCGACUUUGCUGGAAACCAAACGCGCAAGAAUGAGCGUUAUGCCUACGCUUGACUCCGAAAGCGUAAACGCAUAUCUUCACGUGUUCCUCGACAUCCUCUCCAAAUUGGAACGGCUGGGGCCCGGUCGAUUCCGAGGUGUUGCUGAUGGCAACACAGGCGGCCUAUUACGGACACCCGAGGAGAUUGAAGAUGAAGAGCUGAUCCACUGGGCCAGUCUGAAGGAACAUCAAGAGAGGUUUGUCCGGACAAGCGGGUUCUGGUGA